Molecule: messenger RNA, 701 nt
Organism: Phoenix dactylifera (date palm)
Lineage: Eukaryota; Viridiplantae; Streptophyta; Magnoliopsida; Arecales; Arecaceae
Source: RefSeq, a predicted model, not a curated record
AACAAUUCGGAGUUUCCACCAAGCGAUCCGGGUCUUUUGCUUUCUUCAUCGUCGAAAGAGAGGGGAAAUCUCGAGCUAGGGUUAGGGUUUCGGGGAGCUCGGAGAGGGCGGCCAUGGCGAUGAGAGCGUUCUAUAACGAGAUCAAGGGGAUGAAGGUGAGGGAACUCCCGGGCUACCUGAAGCCGAAGCUCACGUGGGAGCACAUCAAGAAGACGACCGACCAGGCCGUGGACCGCUACAUCGAGAAGUACAUCGAGACCAGCUCCGUCGAGCCUCUUUUCCACGUCUGCAUCGGUGGCAUGAUCUUCUCGUACCUCGUCGCCCUCCCCGAGGAGCGCCGCCACCUCGAGCACCAGCAGAAGCACGCCGCAGGCGGCCAUUGAUUUCUGAUAUUAUCUUCCCAGGGUUGGAGAUCUUUUCUGUGGUUGGUUGGGGAUGGAUAUCUUAUGCGCGGUCUUCCCCAGACGGUCAUCAAAACUCUGCUUUUUUGGUGUUUUAUUCUCAUGGACUGCACAAAUAAAUGGAGUUUACUGUGGAUUGUGAUUUUCUUUCCAGUUUCUAAUUGAUCAAUUGCGAUCUUUUCAAUUUCUACUGGAUGCCUUCCUAAAAUGCCCAGCGCAAACAUUUUAUGAUUAAUGAUUUGCGCGGCAGCACAUUGCACUAUUAUAAAUGCUCAUUCUGAUUGGUCGCUGUUCUUCCAA